This is a messenger RNA of Prosopis cineraria, 2400 nucleotides long. RefSeq names its product inorganic phosphate transporter 2-1, chloroplastic-like. The record is from RefSeq and is a predicted model, not a curated record. Bases 193 to 1926 code for a protein of 577 amino acids. Lineage: Eukaryota; Viridiplantae; Streptophyta; Magnoliopsida; Fabales; Fabaceae. Gene Ontology annotation, biological process: phosphate ion transmembrane transport. The transcript is spliced from 3 exons. Gene Ontology annotation, molecular function: phosphate transmembrane transporter activity. Gene Ontology annotation, cellular component: membrane.
UCAUUUCCAUCAACCAAAGCAAAAGCCUCCUAAUUCCCUCAUGUUCCUCACAAGGACACUGCAGAUUCAAUGGUCUUUCUCACAUUCCUCUGCCUUUUUCUCCACCACCUACUCCUCUCUCCAUGGCGGACCAGACUCUCGCUGAAUAAUAAUCCCACUCUCUCCCUCUCUCGCCUUUUCCUUUCUUAAGCGAUGAAUCCCUCUGCUCGCUUCUCUUCAAUCAAACACUCAACUUCUUCUCCUGACAGAUUCCUUGCACGAAUUUCUCACUUGUAUCUUCCCAGAACCAACUCUUCCCCUCUCCAUGUCAAGCCAAAUCAUGAUAUAUUACCACCAAAGAAGGUUUCUUUCGCCGUUGUGAGGACUCGGAGCUCGAAACUGACACGCCCAUUUGCUUCUUUAUCGUCUUUCGCCGAUGCCGAAGGGGAGGACCAGCACGGAGGGCAUCAGCAGCGUGCGAAGACUAGCGGGGAGGAAAAUGAGUCGGCUGGAAUGGCGCAAGCAUUCCACAUAUCUUCGGCCACUGCUUCUGCUAUUUCAAUAUGCAUAGUGUUCGCUGCUCUUACUUCUCCUUUCUUCAUGAGCCCGUUGGGACAGGGCUUGCCCUUGAAGACUAAGAUUUUAUCUUACGCUACGCUUCUGUUCGGGUUUUACAUGGCGUGGAAUAUUGGGGCAAAUGAUGUGGCGAAUGCAAUGGGGACUUCGGUGGGGUCCGGGGCAUUGAGUCUCCGGCAGGCAGUGGUGACGGCGGCGGUGCUGGAGUUUUCCGGGGCAUUGUUGAUGGGGUCCCACGUGACGAGCACAAUGCAGAAGGGGAUUCUGGUGGCUAAUGUGUUUCAGGGGAAGGAUACUCUGCUCUUCGCAGGAUUGGUCUCUUCGCUUGCUGCUGCUGGUACCUGGCUACAGGUUGCAUCAUACUAUGGAUGGCCAGUGUCUACUACACACUGUAUAGUCGGAGCAAUGGUCGGAUUCGGUCUGGCCUAUGGCGGAAGUGGAGCCGUUUUCUGGGGUUCACUUGCAAGGGUCAUUUCUUCAUGGGUUGUCUCACCCUUAAUGGGAGCAGCUGUGUCAUUUCUUGUGUACAAAUGCAUUCGUCGGUUUGUGUACAGCGCACCAAAUCCAGGACAGGCAGCGGCUGCAGCGGCGCCGAUUGCAGUGUUUCUCGGUGUCACCGGGAUUUCUUUUGCGGCCUUCCCUCUCAGCAAGAUCUUCCUGGUGGCUUUAGCCCAAGCAUUGGCCUGUGGAACAUGUGGUGCUAUUCUUGUGAACAGAAUAAUAAGAAAACAGCUUGGUCAUCUUCUUGUCAAGCCGCCGCCUCCUCCUCCACAGCCUGAACCGAAAGAGGACACUUCCCACAAAAACAUAGGCUUCCUCUCUGACUUUGCAGGUCCUAAGGGCACUCAGCUUGAAAUAGUCUAUGGAGUCUUCGGUUACAUGCAGGUCCUCUCUGCAUGCUUCAUGUCGUUUGCUCAUGGUGGAAACGACGUGUCUAACUCCAUAGGUCCUUUGGCCGGUGCUUUAGCCAUUCUUCACGGAGGAGCCAGAGGCGCUGAGAUUGUGAUUCCGACUGAUAUCCUCGUGUGGGGAGGAUUCGGCAUUGUUGCAGGGCUUACCAUGUGGGGUUAUAGAGUCAUAGCUACAAUUGGGAAGAAAAUAACUGAGCUCACACCAACAAGAGGAUUUGCCGCAGAAUUUGCUGCAGCAUCAGUGGUUUUGUCUGCUUCAAAGCUCGGGCUUCCCAUUUCUGCAACUCACACUCUUGUAGGUGCAGUCAUGGGGGUUGGAUUUGCCAGAGGACUUAACAAUGUGAGAGCAGAAACUGUGAGGGAGAUUGUGGCUUCAUGGGCUGUCACUAUUCCUGUCGGUGCAGCUCUGUCUGUGUUAUACGCAUGGAUCUUGACCAAGGUUUUGUCUUGUGUCUUGUGAACUUUGCAUUCCUAAGUGAAGAGACUACUACUCGGGCAUGUUAUUGAUCGACGUCUCGAAAACACCAACGUUGUAGUUUUUGCGUGGAUUCUUUUGGCACAGAUCAAGGACGACAAAAGGAUAAUGGUUCGUGUUGAAGCUUAGGUUAUUCUAUUCCUCGUCGAGGAAGCUCUUGAGAGUCUUGUCUUUUCAACUGGUGAAGCUUUAUGUCCAGAUCAUCGUGUAGAACACUAAAACCCGUGACACAGUGUUUUUUUUUUUUUUUUUACCUUUUUUGUUUUUUUGGCUAUGGUUAAAAUCCCACAUGUUUAAACAUCAAUGGGAUAGGGGAUUGAGGAACAGACAUUCUUCAAGUAAAUAAACUAUAUGAAUGAACUUUGGGACAGAGUUGAGCUCGGAGAUUUGAAUUUACUAUCAUGGAUAUAUUAAUAUUAUGCCAUUCAGAUAAAAAGAUGUGAAACAUUUCAAUUCUUA